AUGUCAACAGAGGAAACAAAAAAAGAGCAAGCACUUCAAAAUUAUAGAGAUCGUUUAAUAGAACAUAAAAAUGCAGAACUUAGAUUAAAUAAAGCUCACGAACUUAUUAAAAAAUUAAAAAAAGAUUUUCAAAAAACAGAGGAUCACAUUAAAACUAUUCAAUAUAUUGGUGAAAUAAUUGGUGAAGUUUUAAGAUCAUUAGAUGAAGAAAGAUUUAUUGUUAAAGCAUGUAAUGGACCAAGAUAUGUUGUUAGAUGUGCAAAUUAUCAAGAUAAAGCACAUUUAUUAGUACCAGGUGCACGUGUUACAUUAGAUUUAACAACAUUAACAAUUUUAAAGAUAUUACCACGUGAAGUUGAUCCAAUCAUUUUCAAUAUGACAGCUGAAUCACCAGGUAGUGUAUCGUAUGGUGAAAUUGGUGGAUUAAGUAAUCAAAUCAGAGAGUUAAGAGAAGUUGUAGAGUUACCAUUGAUGAUUCCAGAGUUAUUUAUUCGUGUUGGUAUUAAAGCACCAAAGGGUGUAUUAUUGUAUGGUCCACCAGGUACUGGUAAGACAUUGUUAGCUCGUGCUAUCGCAUCAAAUUUAGAGGCAAAUUUCUUAAAGGUUGUUUCAUCUGCAAUCGUUGAUAAAUACAUUGGUGAGAGUGCUCGUGUAAUUCGUGAGAUGUUUGGUUAUGCUCGUGAUCAUCAACCAUGUGUGAUCUUUAUGGAUGAAAUCGAUGCAAUUGGUGGUAGACGUUUCUCAGAGGGUACUUCUGCAGAUCGUGAAAUUCAAAGAACACUCAUGGAAUUAUUAAAUCAAAUGGAUGGUUUCGAUACUCUCUCAAAGGUUAAAAUCAUCAUGGCUACAAAUCGUCCUGAUGUUUUAGAUCCUGCCCUCCUUCGUCCAGGUCGUUUAGAUAGAAAAAUAGAAAUUCCUUUACCAAAUGAAGCUGGUCGUGUCGAUGUUCUUAAAAUUCAUGCUGCAAAUAUCACCAAACAUGGUGAUGUAGAUUAUGAAGCUAUCGCUAAAUUAGCUGAUGGUUUCAAUGCUGCUGAUUUACGUAAUGUAUGUACUGAAGCUGGUAUGUUUGCAAUUAGAGCUGAAAGAGAUUAUGUAAUGGAAGAAGACUUUAUGAAAGCUGUUAGAAAAUGUCAAGAAGCAAAGAAAUUAGAAGGUAAACUCGAUUAUCAAAAAGUUUAA
Messenger RNA from Dictyostelium discoideum AX4, 1182 nucleotides. It is a transcript of the gene psmC6, whose product is annotated as 26S protease regulatory subunit S10B. Gene Ontology annotation, cellular component: cytoplasm; nucleus. The record is from RefSeq and is a predicted model, not a curated record. Bases 1 to 1182 code for a protein of 393 amino acids. The transcript is spliced from 2 exons. Gene Ontology annotation, molecular function: ATP binding; ATP hydrolysis activity. NCBI's taxonomy places the organism in Eukaryota, Evosea, Eumycetozoa, Dictyosteliales, Dictyosteliaceae.